This is a messenger RNA of Bathycoccus prasinos, 2118 nucleotides long. Its product is annotated as putative periplasmic protease. The coding region runs from base 1 to 2118 and encodes 705 amino acids. Lineage: Eukaryota; Viridiplantae; Chlorophyta; Mamiellophyceae; Mamiellales; Bathycoccaceae. The record is from RefSeq and is a predicted model, not a curated record. The transcript has a single exon. Gene Ontology annotation, molecular function: serine-type endopeptidase activity. Gene Ontology annotation, biological process: proteolysis. Gene Ontology annotation, cellular component: plasma membrane.
AUGAUUUCUUCUUCUUCUUCUUUGACUUCAUUGACUUCUUUGACUUCUCUCUCGUGCUUCGGGAGAAGAAAGACGUCUUCUUUGUCGAGAAGAAAAGGCAUCGUCGUCCAACAAUGUAAAAAUCGAAACGUCGUCACCAAUAAUCUCAUCAAUACCAAAGACGGAAGGGACGAGGACGACGACCGUUCGUCUUCUAAAGACAACAACGAGAAACUGAUGAUGAUGCAAGCAGCUUCCGUGGCACCUUUUUUGGUCUUUUCUCCGAAAGCGUUCGCCGCUGGCGCCUUCGACUCGGUCUCGAACGCGUUCAGUUCGCCAGAGUUUCACGAGUUGUCCAUGUAUACGCUGAAAACGUUAAUCUCGUGGGGGGUCCCAGCCGUCACGGUAGGUAUCGUCGCUUUGAUGAUUAUUUCCGGCGCUCGAAGAGGGAAGUCUUCCUCCGGUGGAAAUGAUGACGGGUCGUCGUCGUCCUCGCCUUUCGGAUUUCUCAGAGGCGGGCAGAUGGGAAAGAAGCCGCGAACGCAACCGUACUUAUCCAUCAAGCGGUUGAACGAUCGAUUGGAUUCGUACGCGUUACAAUUUGAAGCCGCGACGGUUUCGAAAACGUCCGCUAAGCGGCAACAGAACAAGCAGAGGUUUGAGAAGAGAUACGCGGACGCGUUGGGUAAGUUAUCCUCGGAAGAGCGCAACGCCAUUCUCGAGGCGCAAAAAAAAUGGAAAGAAGUCGACGACAGAUUGAAGACGCGAAUGAACGCCAUCACGGCAUCCUCGCGAAAAACCGCAUUAGAACUCGGCGCGAGAAAGAAAGAAUCUUCGUCUUCGAGCUCUUCGUCUUCCAAGGAAGACGAAGCUGCGUCGUCGUCGAAAGAAGACGGCGAUAUCAUGAACAACAUCAAGAACAAAUUCGGCAUGGGCAAAGAAAACCCGUCGAAACAGGCGAAAGAGCUCGGUCGCAUCGCUUCCGAGAGAAUGUUGAACGAAGAUAAGUAUUUAACCGCGGUUGCUGCAGCGGUACCGAAAUCGAAAUUAAAAUCGCUCGAGGACGUAUUGAAAGAUCCUAAUCAAACGUUUGGUUGGCAAGCGAACAGCGACGUCCUUCUGUUGAAUAACGUUGACGAGGUAUCGGGACCGAAGGAUAAACUUUCGAAGAAACACGUCUUCGUGCUCGACUUUUUCGGCGACGUACAAGCGAGUCAAGCCGCGCAGUUGAGAGAGGAAGUUACCGGUUUGUUGAGAUCUGCUAAGAAGGAACGAGGGGACGAAGUUAUUUUGAGGUUAAACACUGGAGGUGGUACUGUUACUGGGUACGGUUUAGCCGCCGCGCAGUUAACUAGAAUUAAAGCCGCCGGUUUACCGCUCACGAUAUGCGUCGAACAGGUUGCCGCAUCGGGCGGUUAUAUGAUGGCUUGUGUUGCUGAUAAAAUCGUCGCCUCGCCAUUUGCUGUCUUGGGUAGUAUUGGCGUAAUCAGCGACGUCCCGAAUGUCUACGAACGCUUGAAGAACGAAGGUAUAGAGUUCGCAACUAUUACGGCAGGCAAAUAUAAGCGAACAAUCACGCCAACGAAGAAAAUCACCAAAGAAGAUUUGAUCAAGACGACAAAAGAUAUCGAGGACGUUUUAACGUUGUUUAAAGGCUUCGUUUCUACCAAUCGACCGUCGCUGAACAUCGACGAAGUUGCCACCGGGGAAACUUGGUUUGGCCCAGACGCCAUGAAGAGAGGUUUGUGCGACGAACUCAAAACUUCCGACGACGUCCUUUUGGACUUGGUCUCGACGUGUGAGAUCUUCUCCGUUAAAUUAACGACGCCAUCGAGAAGUCCGUUGGCAUUUGCCGGCGUCGGUGCUUCAAACGCGUUUUCCUCGUGGGGUUUACUCGCCACCUUAGCUUCCGCUGCGGCAAAAUACGCCCAAGCCAACGGCGGCGCCAACUUUUUACCGCCAAACGCAAACGCCUCCAACGGUGGUAUGGGCGGUUUCCAAGCCAUCGACCGCGAAGUCGAUACCUUUAUGAUGCUCGAUCAAUCCUACGGUAACAACAUGAACGCGAGUGGUAUGAUGGAUUUCGACUUUGACGACGGCAUUUUGGAAGAGGAUGAUGUAGAUACUUUUGAGUUGUAA